UAAACAUGUUCAAUUCCAUCACAACAAAAAGAUGAUAAAGAUCAUGAAGCUCUUUGCACUAACAAUGGUAGUUACACUGCUUCUUGCAUCUGGUCUUGCCCAAGCUAGGACCGAGCCUAUUCAAACCGACUCUAAUCCAAUCCAUAGACCACCCACCUUCCCAACCGAGCCAUUUCCUCCUCCAAAACCAAACCAGGAUGAAAAGAUAUCAGUGGAGCAGUUCCCAAUCCCAAUUCCAAAAAUUUGUCCUCCGGACUUCCCUGGAUGCCCACCAGCAAAUUCUUAAAAAUUAUACAAAAUACAUGAAAACAUAAACACAUGUUUUGUAUUAAUAUUAUGCUUUUCUAUCAUAAAUUUAUAUUAUAAUAAAUUAUAUGUUUUCUUCCAUUUUCCUUUAA
Molecule: messenger RNA, 398 nt
Organism: Brassica napus (rape)
Lineage: Eukaryota; Viridiplantae; Streptophyta; Magnoliopsida; Brassicales; Brassicaceae
Exons: 1
Coding region: 32-286 (84 amino acids)
Source: RefSeq, a predicted model, not a curated record